GGCAAAUUUCGUGUUUGGGACAUUUCGUCUCAACUUGCUCACGGGGCACAGUAUGUUGCAGGUCCAGUCAAAUCGAGGCUUACAUUCAUGUACAAGUGUACACGAAUAGCAUCAAGAACAAAAUUGACUUUUCAAUACUCAUAUCAUAUGAUCUUGGCUUUUUCCAACAGCUGCGUGCUUGGAGUGGUAUACCUCACCAAAUGAUUCCUUAUCAAUACCCACUAUGCGCCUUCCCCGGUCGUGCAUAGCAUGGGAACUGCCCUGAAACUACGGAACUUAAAUUUAUGACGCCUUGGCUAGAUCAUCUGAAAGCUAGGUAUCUUAGCGGGGGAAGGGAGCUCUGGAGAUAGAGAAACUUACAAUGCUUAACAGCAUUUAAAGGCAGUGUUUCCCUCAAUAAACUUAUUCUCUCCUCAAACCAUCUAUCUCUAAAUCACAUCUACUUACAAAAGAAUUAUUAUUAACUAAAUUUUCCAUCCACCUUGAUCAAAUUACUGAACAUGGCUUCUCUCCAAGGCUUGUCAAAGAUCAGACUGAUUCCUAACAAGAACUACAAAAGAUCCGGCACCAAAUCAUAUGUAUAUCUACUCAACAAAUGGGGCUUUGAGCCCACUAAACCUGGACCAUACUUCCAGAUGAACAAGGCCACCGCAACUUCAGCCAGCUUCCACAAGUUUGGCCAUAAAUCACAAACUCAACGUGUGUUGGCAAAGAAGACCGCUACCGGGGAGAACGGUGAAGUCCCAGCAGAAGACCAACAAAAUGACUCUGAGUAUCUCUGCCCUGUGCAGAUUGGUACGCCGGCACAAACUCUAAUGCUAGACUUUGAUACUGGAUCGUCGGAUUUAUGGGUCUGGUCCACAGAACUGCCCAAAGCCACAACUUCCAAUGCAACCGGCCACACAAUCUUCGACCCAAAAAAGUCUUCCACUUUCAAAGCUGCCAAGAGUUCCAAGUGGCAAAUCUCAUAUGGUGAUUCCUCUUCUGCUUCAGGUACCGUUGGAACAGAUACUGUUUCUCUUGGUGGUCUGGCCAUCAAAAACCAGGCAGUUGAGCUUGCAACCAAGUUGUCUGCUCAAUUUGAACAGGGUGCCGGCGAUGGAUUGCUUGGUCUCGCAUGGGGUAGCAUCAACACCGUCACACCCACACCAGUUGCUACACCUGUUGAGAACAUGAUCAGCCAAGAAGACAUCCCAUCAGACGCCGAGCUUUUCACUGUAAAUCUCGGUAGUUGGCGUGACGCCGACGAAGCCGACAAAGGUGCUAGUUUCUACACAUUUGGCUACAUCGACCAAGACGUUGUUGGAAGCCAAGAAAUUUACUACACUCCUGUGGACAACUCUCAAGGAUUCUGGAUGUUUGACUCCACAUCUGCUACUGUCAAUGGCAAGACUGUUGCGCAGACCGGUAACCAAGCCAUUGCCGAUACCGGAACUACCCUUGCAUUGGUCUCUGAUGAAACUUGUCAAGCCAUCUACGAUGCAAUCCCGGGAUCUACUUAUGAUUCGGAACAACAAGGAUACACAUUCCCAAGUAACACCAGCGCUGACGAUCUCCCUGUCGUCACUUUCGCUGUUGGCGGCAAGCAAUUUGCAGUUCAAAAGGAAGAUUUGGGAUUUGCGGAUGCGGGUAAUGGUAUGGUAUAUGGCGGUAUCCAAUCCAGAGGCUCUAUGACUUUUGAUAUUCUUGGUGACACUUUCCUCAAGGGAAUUUAUGCUAUCUUUGAUCAAGGUAACACCCGAUUUGGAGCCGUUCAAAGAACCGAAGCUACACAGAACACAGCCGCUCCCCCAGCUUAGAUUAUUUUCAGGCAUGGAGUAUGGUUUUGGAACUUUUGUUUAUUUGGGAGGAUUUGUCAGGCUAUGGGUUUGGUUGGGAGUGUUCGGGUCAUAGGCAACAGGGGCACAUCUUGUUGUUGGAUGUGUUGUUUCUUUGGGCUUUAUCAUAACCUAGGGUUAGAAUCGAUUAUUCUUCCUUCUUGAUUUCUUGUUCA
This is a messenger RNA of Botrytis cinerea B05.10, 1993 nucleotides long. RefSeq names its product Bcap1 (gene Bcap1). Gene Ontology annotation, molecular function: aspartic-type endopeptidase activity. Gene Ontology annotation, biological process: proteolysis. NCBI's taxonomy places the organism in Eukaryota, Fungi, Ascomycota, Leotiomycetes, Helotiales, Sclerotiniaceae. The transcript has 3 exons. The record is from RefSeq and is a predicted model, not a curated record. Bases 501 to 1799 code for a protein of 432 amino acids.